UUCGCAAGAGCAGGAACCUCAAACACUGAACUGUCUGAUGGCAAAACAGAUGUGUGAUGAGGACUCCAAUUGCUCCGCCAUCUUGAAAGUCAUACCAACGCUCUGUGGACCAGAACUGGUGGCGUGUUCAACAGUGACUGUGUCACGUUGCCAGGCAGCGUUGCGCACACUGGUGGUUUUUCCUUGGUUCCAGCCGACGUGUCUCUGCAGAGAGCCCCGACUCGAUCCACAGUGCAACGCCUUCAGGGAUCUUCUUUUUGAUCACCCGUGCGUCUUCGUCAGCAGAAAAGAUGUGGAUAUGCACCCGAUGUUGCAAAUCCCCACUUGUGAGCGAGCUGCCAACAUCUGCAUGGAUAACGCGUAUUGCAAGCAGCGGUUGGAAUUCUUCAAAAGCACCUGCCAAUUUCGAGACGGCCACUGCAGAAAUCCCAACAGAGAGGACUGCCUGAGGGCGUGGCUACAGCUUAGGAAGACUCCCCUCUUGGGGUGCAUUUGCCCCGACGGAAAUGAUAAAACAUGUUCUUAUUUGUACACACUUGUCAAUGAGAAUCCAUGCGUUGAGGGCGAUUACCCCGCGCGAGUAGCCGCCAUGGCGGCUAUCUCCGAGGAGAUGAAGACCACUCUGACGAAGAAGCCGCCCUUGCCCACGGCAGCGGCUACCCUCCUCAUCAUAUCUUCCUCCCAAACCGAACCCCGCUACCCCAUGUCCACUAUCUACCACUAUCCGGAGCUCCCAUCCGCCUCCAAAGCGGACCACACAGCGUCUUUGGAGCAGCUGAAGCAUGUAGCCGGGACCUGUCAGUCAGCAUUAGCAGACUGCGUUGGAGAUGCCGGGUGCAAAAGCCAUCUCGAUCUGAUAACCAGGAACUGCGAGGAAGUUUGCAAUCAGAUUGCCUGUAAAAGUGCGAUUCAAGACAUUUACAAAUACCUGAUGGAUGCGAAUAAAGAUUUGGCUUUGAAAAUCGCUCUUUGCGUGUGCAGAGACAGCACGGAACACCGACAGGCGGAAUGCAAAAGAGCUCAGAGAAAACUGCAUCCUUCUUGUGCAGAAGAGAUGACUGACAACCAUUCAAUCAAUCAGUGUCACAAUAUUGGCCAAGAGUGUCGUAAAAACCGUGUCUGCAGGUACAGACUCGAGUACUACGAGCUCUCGUGCGCGGCCGACACAAUGACAGGCCGAUGCGCAGGUCAGCACCAGAUGUGCAUGAUGUCCAUGCUCGGCCUCCUGGGUACUGACCUGCAUACGAACUGCAUGUGCAAAGGUCACGCCUUCCACAACAUCAACCAUUGCUUGGCCUGGAAGCGACUCCUCUGGGGCAACCCUUGUGUUGUUGAGUCUCUACUGACGUACCAUCUGUCGCAGCCGUCCUUCGGGACAGAUACACACCUGCCCGUGCCAGCUGCCACCGCACCCAAUACAUACAACGGGGUCGGUAAAAACAUCUUACGGAAAGGAGGCCACGUAUCAAACCAACUGCAUUAUCUUGGCUUAGCUCACGGCAAGAAGCACCCGAGCACUCACAAGAGCAUCCCGGCGGAGGAGAACUUCCCCUACGACAGCGGCUCCUAUGAGCCAGUGCACCCUAGACACGACGUCGACGCCGAGUUGGUUGACCUGGAUGGCGAAGACAGUCGACUUCAGGUCAGGAAGGUCGCUAGUACCCCGCAGAGUGACCAUACGGUGCCACACGCAGCCCCAGCCGUACCUUCGUCUACUACCACCACUACCACGACCACAACUACCACCACUACCAGAUCUACCACCACCACUACACCGACGACGAUCCUUCCCGAAAGUUACUGUGAAAUCAAGAAAUCAUGGGACAGUAAAACCCACAUAAUUGAAGAACAGGAAAGUAUCAGACUAUAUAAGGACAAUGACAGAGACUGUUCAGAACUAUGCUAUUGCGUAAAGAACCUGACCGCUGUAUGUACGGUUCUGGACUGCGUGGAGCGACGCCCCUGUGAGACGGACUUCGCUGUUUACAAUCAUAAUGCACCCGGGUUCCAGGUCGCCAGAGGCGAGUGCAUCUGCUACUCGGGAGAAUUCAUUUGCAAGAGGCCGAGGCAAGAUGAGUACGACCUCCCGACGGGAUUAUUCCUCCUCCUGGGCUACAGCAGGAGGGAACUCCACGUCCUGAAUGAGACCAGCCCCAACGCAGUUAACAGUCUCAUACAGCUGCAAAACGUUUUCCAGAGACUCUCCGCGGAAUUAGGAGGUGACUGUCAUCUUGAAUUAUAUCAGGCCACGACGGACAACCUAAUCCUUCAAGUGAGACACUCGCAGAUGGCGCCGGGGAACAGGAAUAGGAAUUAUUCCCUUUACAUGAUGCAAGAGGAACGGGACCGAUGCGAGACUCCGGCCAAGAAACUGGAGACGAUGAUCAAUAAGCGCGACCCCCGCAUCCUAUACAACGUCCGCCUCUCAUUAUUUGUCCUGGCGGAGGUGAUGGAUAAUGUGCCCAGCCUUGACAGGAUAAGCAGCGGGAUCCCGUCGGUCAAAGCCAAGGGCGUGGGACACCAGUGGUGGGCGUGGUUCUCCAGCUUUGCGGGGGGAGCCAUCGUCAGGUGGUUAUUUUUCCACCGGAGAGUCGAAGGAGAUUUGUGAUAAUUUAUACGACAAUUUUUGAAGUUUAUCCUUUUUUAUUCAUUCAUAGAAGAUGGAGUUCGACGUGUAGGAGGGAUAGGUAGGCGUAUGGUUAAAAGGUCAAAUGAAGGAACUAGAAAAUGAUGGACGAUGUGGAAAUACAAUUGUGACUUUAAUCCUCCUGUAAAAAGAAAACUAGAAUUACAGUCUAUUAGAUACUCUGUUAUAAUGUUUGUCUUGUUUUAUUUUUUUAACAUAAUGUCGAAAUACACACAGACAUACACACACACACAUAUACAUA
Macrobrachium nipponense is the source of this 2888-nucleotide messenger RNA. RefSeq lists its product as uncharacterized. Gene Ontology annotation, biological process: nervous system development. The record is from RefSeq and is a predicted model, not a curated record. NCBI's taxonomy places the organism in Eukaryota, Metazoa, Arthropoda, Malacostraca, Decapoda, Palaemonidae. The transcript is spliced from 17 exons. Gene Ontology annotation, molecular function: signaling receptor activity. The coding region runs from base 38 to 2608 and encodes 856 amino acids. Gene Ontology annotation, cellular component: signaling receptor complex; external side of plasma membrane.